GUCGUAUUUAUGAAAAGCAGUAGGCCUGGCUAAGGCUUUGUGCGAUCGCCUUUCUUCAACCAAGAAGAAUUCUGACUUAUAUCGAAAUCGCCAUCUCACCAAGUAAAUUUCAACCGCGUCUUGGUUACUGUCUUUCUUUUACUUUUGAUCAGAUGUAAAUAACGUUGUUCUUUAACUUCGUGACGAAUUAGCUGGACCAGCAACACUGAUGGACUAGACAACAGCAAAGAAUGGACAGAAAGUCAACGAAUCAUCAUUCACCACCGACACAAAUAGGUGCUGCGACUACACCAUCGAUCAACAUGCACCACGCCAGCACCGGCACAUCCGUAACCCAGGUUCUCUCACCAAGACAGACUUCACUCCCACUGAAUAUGGCCAAUGCCAAAUCACAAAGUGCAUCGGACCACAUACUGAUGGCCAUGCAGAAUCUAGCUCAAAAUUCAAAUACCCAUAGGAGCCCGACAUCCACACCCACCCCCACCAAGUUUCCAUUCCAAGACCUUCCUUCAGCCCAGACCUUGUUAAGUAAUCCACAGUUUGCUGGUGCUCAGCAGCUCUUGACCAUUCCGUCCAGUCCAGCUACCGGUCAGCAACAGAUUCUAUUGCCUAUUACAAACUCUGCAGGUCAGCAGCAGCUUAUAUCAAUCCCAGUUACACUGGCCCAAGGUCAAGGUGGUGUCCAGUUUCUCAUUCCAACAUCUGCUGGUCAGUUACUGACAAGUAAUCUGGCUGGACUACAAGCACUUACCGGUCAAGCUAGUCAAUUAGCAGCAACUAACCCUAUCACUGCGAGUCAGAUUGCUGCCAACCAGAUCCAAGCAGCCGCUCAAUUAGCCAAUCAGGUGAUGGCAAAUCAGGCAUUGGCAUCACAUACGGCAUCGCAUACGACAACAAGCACAACAAGUCCGCUUCAUAGGACGACAUCCACUUCAAAAUCCCAUACAUCGCUCCCGUCGAUGGUCAACUUCACCUCGAUGGGAACGCUACCGGCUAAUACACCGUUACCGCCCAUGUCUGUCUUAGCUAGCCAGGCUGGUCUUCCUAUGCCAGCCCCAAUGACGCAAAUGUUAAUGAAUGCCAAUGGUCAAGUGCUGACCAUGUCUCCUUCCUUCAACUCAGUCGGCAUGCAAGGAAUAACAGGAUCAGCAGCUAUGGCUGGAUUAGCACGGCUAGCCUCUCCUAAAUCUUCACAAGUUACAACCUCAGCCCCAACAUCUCCACUGAGUCUAACAUCUUAUGCUGUGGCCACACGAGGGCUCCCAUCACUCCCUGUUUCCAUCAAGAAUGAGGUACAUGUGCAGAUGCCAACAAAAACGACCAGCUUACCCAAUGCAACGACAGUUCUGAAGACCCCGCCAACAACCACCGUCACAACUACCUCUAUCACAACUCCGAGCAUCACAACAAAUGGUGUCAAAGGUCAUGAUUCUCCCGUACACGUCACAUCCAAUCACACGUUAACGAGUCAAGCAUUAGCAAAUGCAGGACUUUCAACUCACAUCCUGCCAAGUUUAAACAGCCAAGUAGGAGUAAGCCAAUCUCUGCCUGCAGGCCUAACCAACAACCUCGCCUCUGUUCACGGACUACCCAGUCAGAUUGGAGUUGGAGGUCAACUUAUUGCAGGUCAAAUGGUUGGGGGUCAGCUAAUUACGAGUCAAGGAACGGUCGUAAGUCAAGGAGGAAUACUCGGGCAAACUUCAGUGGCAUCUCCUUCAUCAAACCCGUUAGGAAAUUUAGCAGUAAGUAGUCUUGGAAAUACAACAGAAGUAGAUGGCAUCAACCUGGAGGAGAUAAAGGAAUUUGCUAAGCAGUUCAAGAUAAGACGUCUUUCGCUGGGAUUGACACAAACACAAGUUGGGCAAGCACUCAGUGCAACUGAAGGGCCUUCAUAUAGCCAAAGUGCAAUUUGCAGGUUUGAAAAAUUGGACAUUACACCUAAAAGUGCCCAAAAAAUCAAACCGGUACUCGAGCGAUGGAUGGAAGAGGCAGAAGAGCGCCAUAAGAAUGGUGUGUCACAGUUGACCGACUUCAUCGGCAGCGAGUCAACAAAGAAGCGGAAACGCCGAACGUCAUUCACACCACAGGCCUUGGAGUAUCUCAAUUCACAUUUCGAGAAAAACACCCACCCGUCAGGGCAGGACAUGACCGAACUCUCGGGAAAACUUGGGUACGACAGAGAGGUAAUUCGUGUGUGGUUCUGCAACAAACGACAAGCCUUAAAAAAUACCAUAAAAAAGUUAAAAUCUGAGCCGUCUGGUAUUUGAUUCUAACUUUAAUUGUAAUAAGGCUGUAAGUAUAUUGUACGGUAUUUAAGGUUCACAGUUUGUAAACAAAGUCAUUUAUGGUUGUAAGCCUGGUGCUCAAGUCAAACUUUUUGGAGCGAAUUGGUCUGCUUUGUACAAAGGGAUGCUUUAAAAUGAUUCCCACAAACAAGGGUUCUUAAAAAAUAUGAUAAAAGUUGCUCCGGAUACAAAAACCUUUAAAACACAUUUUGAAAUUGUCACACGAAUUGUGACUAUAUAGGUGCAACUGUGAUUUUUAAAUGAAAACAUGACUGAAAUGAUAUUUCUUGUAGGGUAUUAACUUAGAUGAAACUUGUGAUUAGCCUGUAAUUGCAUUGGCUAAUCAAUUGCUCCGUUAGUCAGCCCUUGGGACACUAAAAUUCUGCAUGGUACAUGCUUGUAAACUGCCUCUAAAUCAUCAUUACAUAGUUGCGACUUAAUAGCGUAUAUAUAGCAUCGUUCAAAAUUGAACAGCAUAGGUUUGUAAUAUGUAUGUGUAGAUGACCAUACUAUUAACCAGAUACCGUUGAAGGUAAAGAUUUUAUAUGUAAAACUUAAUGUGAUUCCCUUUUAAAAAAUGAACAAUUGGUCCAGAUAGUCUAAAAAUACCUAACAUGUUCGUUUACAUGCCGAUGUAAACCAACUGUGUAUUAUGUACUUGAAUGCUUAUCUCGUAUGGUAUGUUUCCAAGCUUAAUUUUUAUUUGGACAACUGGAAUAUCACCUUGAUUUUGUAGGUUUUACAGUUUUAUUUAUACUCAUUAUUUAUUUGUAUCCACCUUGUACAACAAUUUAGAAAAUGUUGUGGAUAUUAUGAUGACCAAAUCUCACCAAAAAAGAAAAAAAUGAACAAUUCAAAUAAUGCUCCAUUAAUCCUCUUAAUUGGUAAUAAUUUUCCGUCUAAUGCUAUCAAGACUUAAUUUAUUUAUAUAAAAUACAAUUUUUAGUUGUAUUUGCCAAAAUAUGGAAGUUGAAGGUGCAAAGUGUUCUAGAAGAUGCAAUCAAGGAUUUCGCAUAAAUUUUUCAAGAUUAUGGCGAGAUCUUCAGGUGCAGUUGUAAGAUAGAUAAGAUUUUUAACAAUAAUAUUAAUAAUAUUUAUUUAUUUAUGUUUAAUAUUCCUAUUGAUAGGAUACUCGCUGAAACCCAGAUAUUCAAAGUGUAGAGUAAUGAGAUUGUUGUUAGUAAAUUUUAUACAUUUCCUUGUAGUCAGAUGGUUAUAUUUGUAAAAUUUUUGAAGAUAGCUUUUUUGAACUCAACUAGUGUUUUAGAGACAGUCACAAAGUUUCAGAAUUACAGAAGAACUAAAUUUGUUUAAUGUCUUAAAAGGUCUGCAUGAGCUGAAAAAUGAUAUUAAUUAUAUUUCUAUAUUUCUUUAUUUUAGGUAAGUUAUUAAUAUUUAAUGGACCAUAUCAAGAAAACAAAAUGCCCUUGCCAAUUAUCGGAUGCAUUAAUAAUUUGUAUAUUAUUUGCCUAAAACCUUAAAUUAGCUAAUUAUCAAUUUGAAGAUUUUCAUAGUAAAACUUCUGCAAAUCAGCAAAAAAACGUUUUUUUAUUUCAUAUUUGAAAUUAAUAACUUAGUUAAUCAUUUGAAUGAGAUUUUCAAUGUCUUAUUUUUCAGAAUUUUAAACCUUCAGACAGCUGGUAUACCUUUGAGGAAUUGGAUUCAUUUCUUUUAUUAAAUCAUUAAACAUAAAUUGAUAUUUAUAAUGUCUACAAAGUAUGUAGAAAAUCAAAAUUUUAUACUUUGACCAGAUGGUUUUAUAAUUGGUUUUUAAAAUGAGCCAGGUAUUUUUAAUAGGGAUUGGGUUGUUCUGUCAGUGUGUAUACAACCUCUGUACAUUUUUAUGUACACAAUGUAAAUUAUUUAAUGUUAAAAACAUACAUAUGUUCAAUGUUGAUAAUGAUUAGGAAUUCAAACAUUGAAAAGAAAUGAACCAUUACAGCUGAUGAAAUUGACUCUAAUGUGAUCAAGGUUUAUUUCAAUAGACCAGCAAAUUUUAAUAAGUUUCCUCAUAAAAAAAAAAAACCUUUGUAGAUAAAAAUAAGUAAUUUCAUAUCUAAUUUUAUUUUUUUAUUUAUUGUUAGCUCUACUAAUUAAGGUCUUUGUGAGUCCCUAUAUAUUUGACACUUGUCUAAUAUUCAACUAUAUUUAAGUCUAAAUUCUUUCAAAUUUUUUAUACCAGAUUUAUACAUAAUUUAAUUUAAAAUCAGUAGUCUUUUGUGUUUGUAUUAUAUAGAGUAACAACUCGGUUGGUAAAGUGCAGAUAUGGUAGGAAGUUCAACAUUAACUGUGAUCAGAAUUUAGAGAUUUUUGCAAUUCAGCUCUCAUGUACAAAUAAUGCGAUUAAUUUUGUCCAUGCUGUGAUUUUGUAUAGAUUUUAAAAUUUUAGAUAACCCAUAUUGUGUUUACCAUUUUAAUGAGGUAGUUUUUUACUGGUAUCAUACCAAUGUAUGAAAGAUGAUGAAGUAAUUUUAAAGAAUGAAUAGGACCAUUUUUUAUAUGUAUAUCUCAAAUGUAGUUUUUGCUUCCUUUUUUAAAAAUUUACGUAACCCUAAAACAAUGGAAACCUAGUCGUAAGACGUGAUAAAAAUAGGGGGGUAACUCCAUGUAGGCUAAGAUGAUUUAAUAAUAAUGAUGAUAUUCAAAUCGAUAUAAUACGAGUACAAACAAUUCAUGAUAAACAAAAAUGUACUACCCAGACAGCUAAAUAUUAUCUCUGAAAAUAUUUACUUAAAGUUCUUCAAAUUCCUGGUCAUUGUUUUAAAGUGGAUAUCCAGAUACAACUUCUUAAAUGAUGAUACUGUUAAUUCCUUAGGAAUGUUCUAUAUAGUCUUUAGAUUUACAAUGUUAAUAUAUAUACAAACAUUGAUUGUGCCAUAAACCACUUAUGUAAUAUAUAUGAUUUCAAUUUUUAACAAAUUGUGUAAUUUUUUUACGAGUAGAUCUAAAUAUGUAUGAAGCUGCUUUGACCCCCGGGAGAAGUUUAAGAUGUGUGCUAUUUUAUAAUUUUUCAAAAUAUAUUUGUAUUGUUGUAACCGAUAAUUAUAGAUUUUAGAUUGUUCAGAAUGAGCAAUUAUUACAAAUUCAAUUCCGUAAAAAGAACGUUCUGCAAUGAUGUAGUGUAAGAUAAGCGAUAAGGAGGAGUUGCUGUGGAUGGCUGCUUGGUUGCUAUGUUAUAUUUACCAUGAUUUAGUACAUUAAAAAGAAAAGGGAACAGUAUUGCUAAUGAAUGUGGCACAGUUUUAGGAGAUAUUUGCUAAAAUAUAUGGCCUGGGUGGCACUGAUUUUUGGUAAAUGCUUCAAAUGGGAUAGGCCUAAUGAAAUAUUGAGCAUAAAUGAUGUUCUUUUGCCCUAAUACUGCUAUGAUUGAAGAUUGAUUGAAGAUGCUAUUUAUAUUACUACACUUUUAGUAGUACUGUACUAGUAUUGGUGCUACUACUACUCUGGUAUGUCUGUUUCUACUACUAUAAUAAUACUAUCUAAUAGCCCCAUUGCUUCUUUUUGAUACGACAACCACCAACACUACUGACCUUCCCCACCUCCACUACAUUACUAGUAGUACUACUGCAGUACUACUAUUUUGUGUACUAAUGGUACUGCUAUUAUUAGUCAUAGAUCCAGAAGUUUGCAGACUGGAGGUCCAACACAGGGUCAGAACUGAGGUGUGGCCUCCGGUCAGGGUUCAGAUGUGAAACAUGUGGUGAGCAUGAAUCUCCAUUCCUGUAGAAUUUUGUUCAGGUUUAUGACUUCACCUGCUAAUACCACCACUGACUACCACUACUAUCCGCUACUAAUUCUACCAACCAUGGGAAGUUAGGCCUACUGUUCUCUAAGAAUAGUUCUUCUAUAUUAAUCUUUUUUUUUUUUUUUUUUUUUCAAAGUUAAAAUUUCUACUGCCUAUAUUUCUACUUGUAAUAUUGUUACUACCUUCUUGUAUUAAAAUGGACCAAAUGAAACAAUUGGGACCAUAACAGAGUUGGUUUUACAAUUUGAAAAAUAUGUUUCACACAAUGUGAAAAAAUAGGAUGAGAAAUAAUACCAAAUUUUAACUGUUUUAGGCCUUUUAGAUUUUUUUUUAUUACUGAUCACUUGGUUCUCUACUGUAGUGCCAUGCUUGCGUGCCAUCAUUUUUUUCAAAUAGAUAUGUGUGGCUAUUUGUAAUUAACACAUGCAAUAUAUAUGUUGCUAUGUGUAAUGAAUACAGGUAAUAUGUGUGGCUAUGUGGAAUUAACAUAUGUAAUACUGUAUAUGUACAGCUACAGUAUGUAUAUGGUGUGUUAAUUCCACGUAGUAACAUGUGGAAUUUAUAGCUAUGUGUGAUGAACACAUGUGAUCUAUGUUGCCAUGUGUAAUGAACACAUAUAACAUGUUUUAUGUGUAUUGAACACUUGCGAUAUGUUAAUAUCUGUAAUUGUGUAAUUGACACAUGUGGUAUAUGUUGCUAUGUACAAUGAACACAUAAUAUGUGUUGCUGUGUUUAAUUUACACAUAAGAUAUGUUGUGUAAAAAAAACAUGAUAUAUAUUGUGUGUAAUAAAAAAAACAUGAAAAAAAACUAAAUCAAAUCACAUGUGUUAGCCUAAUGAACACAAUGUUGUAAUGUGUAAUGAACACAUGAUAAAUGUGUUGAGUAUGAGUAAUGAACAGACGAUAAUGCAGUGUGCAAACACGGAAACACGGUGUGCAAAGAUCAAGAAAUAUGAACAUAUAGUUAUCAAAACCUGCAAUUAUGUAUUCUUAAGUAUUAUAGAAUUUUCAUUUUUAUUAUUGUGCAAAUCAGUGUUUUUUAAGUUUAAACAAAAGUAUUAAUUUAUAUUUUAAUCAAUUUUGCAUAGAAAUCAAUAUAUAUAUAUGUUCUCCAAUUUUGUAUUAUCCUUUUGUUAUUUUACUUUAUAAAAUAAUGUUAAAAUUUGUUGUUUACUUGGUGCUGUAAGAAAGCUUAAGCUUUCUUUACUUGUAAUAUUGUUUCUACUCCUUUGGUACUUAACGUAUUAUGAACGUUAAUGUGAAAACGAAAAUAUAAAAUUGAUUCCAACCAGACUUUUGUAAAAGUUAAAUCUCAUUAUCACCAAAAACAUAAGAGUUGUUUUGAAUUGUUAAAAAUAAAUUAAAACGAUCAUUAAAGUUUUUAAGUAUAUAAACAAUGUAUUCGAUUCUGAUUGGCAGCCCAUAAGGAAAGUGAUAUACUUAAUUCUUAUCGCAGAUACAGUAUUGUUUUUAAAGUUUAAAAUACAAUUAUUUUUCCUCAAUCUUACUUUUAAUCUUAAUCACAACAUUUAUGAUUUUACAAAACCAGCAGUGUAGUCAUUUUAUUGAUAUUCCAAAGAUUGUUUAACUGGUUAGGAAAUGGACAGUAUAUCUUUACCUUUUAUAGAUCAAGUAAUGUAAAGAUAAACUGUCUAAAUCUUUUAAAACAUCCAUAUUUUAUGCUUACUUUGUAUAUUUAAAGUGAGUAUAAAUAAUGCUAUUCUUGUAACUUUUUUUUGCAUGGAACCUUAAAGUGAAAAAUAAAUAAGUUCGGAUUUUUGUAGUUAAAGGUUUUUGUAAAUUAGUGGUAAACUAAUUUAUUUGUAUCAAGUAAUGUAUAAUUGCAAAUUAUUAACUUAUUCAAUCUUUAAACUUGGAUACAUUGUGUGGGUUAAGAACUGGGUUUCCUUUCUGGCAAUCUACACAAAUAUUUUUAAACAAUUUUUUGUAUGAAUCUGUAAUAGGUCUGAUCAUGAAUAUUUAAUUAGCAUGUGUACAUUACCCUAUAUUACAAUAUUUCUAUAUUAGUUAACCUUAAAAAAAAAAAAAAAAAUCUGUAUGAUAACCAUCAUCGUCUUUACCAAACUACUACUGUUUUUUUUUUUUGUUUUUUUUUUUACUUUUUUUACUUAAUGAUUUCAGAGAUUUUUAUGUUCUUGGAAAGGCAGUAAAAUCAGUAUUAAGAUGUGUAUAUUGAAACAACACUGGUCCACAAAUCAUAGUGAAAAAAACUGUGGUAACAGUGUAAGGAAGUGGUGCUCUAUGGUGUGUAAAUAACUACGCUCCACCAUCGGCUAGUACUUAAGUUAUUUUUACUGUUUUCUGAAUUUUACUCUUUUAUUCUUUCAUAGCAUGUGUAAAUCUCCAUUAGUGCAAUUCUUGAGGUGUCAUUUUAUUGACAAUUCUCCUUUUUUAAAAAAGACGCCUACUGUUAUGUAAUAACUGCUGUAAACAUAAAUGGCUAUUUAAAUAGUUCAUGCAGCUGUAUGAUAUACCCGGGGGAAUUGGUUAGUUUGAAUCGGUAGAUCUUUAUGUAGGACAAGAGUAUUAUUUUCGUCUGUGUUGUUCUCAUUUUGCCCAUAAAAAUAAAUGGUCUUUCAUCUGAAUCCCCAAAAUCCAUGUAUCUCAUAAAAACCACAGUGUUAUACUGAAAAAGAGUGCAGUUUUGAAUAUAUAACUAUUUAUGUUCAAUUCUAAAGCAUAGUGUGUACAUAUCUGCCAGUCAUUAAAAUGUAGGCAUAUACAUAGGCAUUAGCCUAGGCAAAAAGUGCCUAAAGAAUCGGUUCAUCAUUGGGUAUAUUAUUCUUCAGUUUUUAUUUACUGAAGAAUUGGAUAUUGAAACACUAUACGGUAUAGGCAGAAAAAAAAAUAUGAAUUAAGAUCACAUUUUCAUUGUACAAAUCAUCGGACACUAGGCAAUAUAUAUUAUUUUGGUUACCUUGAUAUCCCAGCGUAGGCCUAUACAUUUCGCUAGUAGAAUUUAGCAGUAAAAUGUCUUAAAUGCUUUGACGCAUGAAGUAGAACUACUUGAUGUGUUUAGCAUUUAAAAAACCAGUGUCAUACUUUUCAAAAUCCCACAUAUUAACGAUCGAGCCCGUGGGGGUAAUUUCAUCAUUGUAAUCUCUAGUAGAGGAUUUUAAACGUGUAUAUAUCAAUUGUUGACUAUCUAUUUAAAUGUCAUAUCUCUUUGAUGUAGUGUAGACCUGUAUACUUGUAUCACCUACUGUCUUGUAAAUUGUAUAGUGUUUGUGUUGAAUAUUUAAGAAUUGUGUGAAAUGAUUAAAGUAAUGUUGUGUGGAAGGUUUUGUGUUUUGAAUACAUACUAGGUGAUAUCUCACCAUAAAGAAA
Anneissia japonica is the source of this 9379-nucleotide messenger RNA. Its product is annotated as POU domain, class 6, transcription factor 2-like. The record is from RefSeq and is a predicted model, not a curated record. NCBI's taxonomy places the organism in Eukaryota, Metazoa, Echinodermata, Crinoidea, Comatulida, Comatulidae. Gene Ontology annotation, molecular function: RNA polymerase II cis-regulatory region sequence-specific DNA binding; DNA-binding transcription factor activity, RNA polymerase II-specific. The transcript has 8 exons. The coding region runs from base 231 to 2267 and encodes 678 amino acids. Gene Ontology annotation, biological process: regulation of transcription by RNA polymerase II.